AUGGAACAAGAUGAGUUCAGCUUCCUCAUCGACGAUCUUACGGAAGACGCCAGCCUCCGGAAGCUGCAAACUAAACUGAAUAGCCUCUGGGACUUCCACUCAACUGGCGACGGCGACGAUAAUACUACAAAAUAUUUGAAUCAACAAGGCGAUCACGCUGUCAAAGUGACUCGCCUCCUUCUUCAAGAAGCGUGUGUAAAUGACAGCUUCCGUGUCCGAUGCGACGCAGACAGCUUAGGCAAGUUAGCGGGAAACGUAGCGUCCUACAUCGCCGACACUUUGACCACCGAUUUUCACCAACGCGCACCGUCCCUCGAACUCGCCAAACUCGUACCCCUCUUGUCCAAACUCGCUACCCAACUCGCAAACUCCGGACUCGAAACAUCAAUUUGUGAACUAUUCCACGGCGCGACGCGGUCUUUCUUACGACACGUCCUAAACGAAAACUUUGAACCGGCGCCCCAACUCCUCAACCUCUGCUUCACCUGCACGCACGUUUUGAUCCGAACCGCCGGUCAACUUCAGUCUUUAUCGGAGGUAGACCAACUGUGUCUUCAAGCGCUGAAGGGCGGCAAAACCGAAACCACGGCUCGUGUGCUAACGAGGUACCUACCCGACUUGGCUGCCUACAGACCUGCCGAGUUCCUGGCGUUCCUAAAAAGCGUCGUCGACAUUCUUCGAUCUUUCUUCGAGCUCGACCGAAACGGGUACCUCGAGGAGAAGCAGUCCGGCGGUUACUCGAUCCUCACGAGUAUCGUCGAGUACCUCAAAGUCGGGGUUGGGGACGACGGAAGCUUUGUCCGUGAAGACUUCUUCUGGCUGAUGAUUCAGCGUGGACUGGUGCAUCCCGACUCCCUGACGAGGAAGCAGUGCAUGUUCAUCGUGAGGCAUGUCUUGGAUGCCUGCUGCGACCUGGGCUGCGACGUGCGGACUCCCGCUUUUGCCUGGGACCCGAACCGGAAGGGGGAGCUUCUGGAGACCUGGCAAACGUUGUUGGCCGUCUUGGAGGUGCUCGAGGAGAAACAGGCGCACGUCGUGAGGCCGGUGCUGUCCAAGUUUGCCUCGUUUCUGGAGCGUGCAAGUGGUUCUCCGGUCGUGCACGUUGCCUGGGUGCUCCUGCCCUUCCACCGAAUGUUGGUGCACGAGAGCCGAACGGUCGUCAAGUGGGCCCUCGCCAAGUUCACGGCCUCCAAGGCGUUGGUGGAGGCCACGUUCGAAGGCGGCAUGGAAAAGUUUGUACUGGGCCCUUUUGUGGAGGCCUUGAACGACUCGGGAAUCUUUGCAAGAGACGACAACGAUGCCUUGGGAUCGCUCGUUCAAAUUUCCAAGAGCCUUGAGCAGUUCUUCAAGCUUUGCUUCGACAUACUGUCACCUACAGACCGAUUGGGCCCAUUCCUCGCCAAGCUCUUUGCAGCUCUGUCGAGGCAGUCGUGGAACGGAGUUUCUCUGCUGUACCUCAGCUACGCCCUCCUCGGCUUCCACAAGGUCCCCGUGGUGGACGACGAAAUGCUGAAAGAUGUCGGGGAAAUACUGACAAACAUUCAGAGGUUCCAGGAGCCGGUGCUUCGUGCCUCGGCGCAGUGCUACUUGCUUGAAGUGUGCCUGGGACUUCUGGAUCCGAAAAAGGUCACCUUCGCCAGUCUCUCACGUUUCCUGGGGCUGUUCCGAAGAGACGAAGUGCUUGCGAGGGGCACCGCUCAUUGGAAUCUCACUGUAGAAGCCAUCAAAUGUCUGCUUUCGUCCGCGAACGGCAACUCUUUGCUCGGCCCCCACAACGCGGCCGCCUUUUUGCGGGAGUCGGUCAAGGAGCUCCUCAAAGCUGCCGGUCCUGCCGACGCACUUCUGCCGAGCGUGCCGAGGGUUGCAAGAAUGGCGAUCUUGCUGCACGACACGGGAUGCUUGCCCGACACGGUCACGUGGCCGGCACUGCUCGGGGGUUGUGCCGCACUGCUCGGCACUGCAAUCUUUCGUGCCUACCUUCCGCAGCUCCGAAUCCUGAGAGCGGCAGAGCUCGUGGUGGCACUACACCGGGAAGCCGAGUCAUGGAAUCGUGGUGACUCUCUACAGCAAGAAGUAUUGGCAACACUGGUGCCUGCUGCAGAAGAAAUUCACGAGUAUGUCUUUACGCAGGCUUUGGGGACCAUCGGCAGCUUAGACGACUUUGAGACGUCACAGAAGUUCUACCAGCUACUGGAUGUACUUUCGACCCAGAAAGAGUACAGCCGUCUGUUGUACAAUUUUGUCAAUGGAGGAAUCGCUCUGUGUCAUGAACAGUUGCUGCCCGCAAAUGCCUCGGAUGAUGCGGUGUCCAUCGCAACUGUGCCCCGCUGGAGGUUCCUGCGCUGGUGUUUGAAGCACUUUCCUAGCAAAGCUAGCGUCGUCGAGGAACUUCUAUCCAAAGUAAUCGACCGGGGAGGCAUUGGCAAACCGCUCAAGAAGCCUCCUGAAUGGAUAAUCCAAGACCGUGUCACAAAGUCACGUUGGGUGGCUCUGGUCACGACGGUGACUGAAGUCAUAUGGGAGAGCUUGACGGCAGUGCGCUUGUUUGCCGACGAUCGCCGUGGAAAGCUACUCGUUGAGGCCGUAGAAGCCCUCGAGACCGCGUCUCAAGAGUCCUGCCUCUACAUCUUGAGAGCGGUUUCACAUACCCUGUCUCUGAUGGAGGACGUGGAUAAGCAGCUAUUGUCGGAGUGCCUCCAGGUGUGCUGGCAGUCCUGCAAGGACCUGAAAAAGAGCGACCUGUUCCGCCCCUCUGUGGAGACGUUCAUCGCUCUCGCCUUCCGAAGUUCCGUUCUGCUCUCCGACUCAAGGUCUCUUGUUGGUCCCUACUUGGAAGAAAUUGUGGAUCUGGGCGAAGUGAUGCCCGGGGUAUUCAACAGCCUCAUCAAGCAGUUAAUCAGUGUCUGGCAGAGCAACCGAUCCCUAAUGAUAGACUAUGUCGACGUCAUGGUGAAGGCUCUCACUUACGGCCCUGUGUACCGAAAAGACCAGAGAAUCGUGUUUGAUGCCGAAGCGUUUGUGACAUCGCGAGGCCACUCCCUUUCUGUCAACCAGCUUCUGGAAAGUGAACAUCAGGCCGACGUGGAGGUCCGCGCACGUGGCAUAGCGUUUCUGAUCCAACUGGAGCCCGGCUCGGAGCUGGCUCUUCCAACGGCCGCCCAACUCUCCCAGGCGCUGGUCCGCCUCGACGCGGAAGUGUCGUCCACGCGUAAGCGCUACUUCGGCAACUCGACCAUCCAUCGGGUCAAAAACAGGAUCUGGCAAUCGCAGCUCUGCCUCCUUCAUCUUCUGGACGAGGCAACCUCUCGCAUCCUACUCGAAAACGUCUACUCGGAGCUGGUGGAAGAGAGUCAGCAGCCCUCGAUUCGUUGCCUUCUGGAGUGGGUGGCCGUGAGGAUACUCCUUGGUUACCCCCGGCUUAGGCCCACCCUGGAGCCAGCCAUGGAACAGGCGGGCGUUGCCCGCACGGGCAGCGUCUGCUCCUUCCUGGCUGUCCUGGUCCAUCUGGGCUCCUGCCUUCAAGACCCCGAUGCCCUGGAAGACCACCUGAGUUCCUACCUGCCGGUCAUCCUACCCUGGGCCAUGGGGCAACACUUUAAUGCCAGGGUGUACGCACAGACGGCACUCCACUUAGCGUCUCAGUGGAGUGAGAAAUUUGGGCUCGGCUCAGUCUUGGAGAAAUACGGGCCACUUUUCUCGUGCCUACGACGUGGCGUGCAGAUGGGAAACUGGUCAAGAAAUGUGGAGAAGCUUUUAACUGACUUCUACUUCAAGGACUUCAAAGCAUGCAGCCACUUCACAUUGCAGACCAUCUUUUGGGACCUGCCAAGGCUGACCGGCCUCACGGAUCGAGAGCUCGUGCCAGUUUCCGUCUUCGACGGCGUGCUUUCAGGCGCUGUGGGAAAAGUGGCCGUACCCCUGCACAACGGGGAUGACUCGUUAUCUGCGUCGCAGCCAAGCUACUGGCUCGAAGCUGGUGACAAAGAGGCGGGGGUCUCGGUGGAUUGCGAGGACGACUACCAGAGGAAGAUCACGCCGUGGAAACAGAUGCUGGCCGGCUGCGACCUUCCCUGCGACGACGACCUCGGGCCAGCCAAGAAGACGGCAUGCCGGGACGGAUUGGUCGUGGUGGCGUCACUUAUCGACCGCAUUCCGAACCUCGGAGGCCUUUGCAGGACCUGCGAAGUCUUUGGAGUGUCCGAAUUUGUCCUUAAUUCCCUGAAGCACACCGAGGACCGGCAGUUCCAGGGGCUGAGUGUCUCCGCCGAGAAAUGGAUCGCUCUGAGCGAGGUGAAGCCUCACCAACUCAAGGAGUACCUGGAGGAGAAGCGGAAUGCAGGCUACACGCUGGUCGGUGCCGAGCAGACGGCCGGAAGCAAAGCUCUUCACGAAUACCGGUUUCCCAAAAAGACACUCCUGCUGCUGGGGAACGAAAAGGAGGGCCUUCCCGUCGAACUGAUUCAGCUGCUGGACGUGUGCGUCGAGAUCCCCCAACGCGGAGUGAUACGCUCGCUCAAUGUCCACGUGAGCGGAGCCAUCUUGAUCUGGGAGUACGCCAAGCAGCAUCUCACUUGAGUUUGUGACCCGCUCGUUAAGCUCGUUCAAGGUAUUGAAAUCCAGCAAUAUUUGGAGCUGAGCUCUUGCAGGUGACAGUUUGCUAGACGCUAAUUUGCAACAUUACUUUUACAAGAAAUCUGAAAACAGCUAACGUAAGACGACUGCCAGUUCACCGCACGUAUUCGUGACUGUCAGUGGAGAUGUAAAUAUUUGUGGUUAAAACAUACUAUGGUUGCAGACAACUUUCUGUGAGUAUGCAGUCAAAGGUAUAAGGGCACAUGCUCGAAUGCCAAUUAAAGGCGUGCACGCACACUCCUCCUCUCGUCGAAAGUGCCUCGAAAGUUAUCCAUGGUAUGAUAGGCAGGAAAUCUGCAAUUUAUAAAUGACAACACGUUUCAGAGGCUUCUCUUAAAACCAUAAAGUUGCGUUUUUUCAUUUAUUUUUUACCAAGUUUAUUCACUUAAUAUUAAAGAGGAAAUGUGCAAAAUUGCUUUUUGCUAUUUUUAAUGCAGUACGGAACUACUAGAUGCUUCCGAAUUUAUCUUUCGUAGGUAGUGUCAUGCCUUGGCAACGGUGUGACUAUAGCGUCUCUGUUCCUCUAUUUUAUUAUAAAACUUAAAUCUCGGAGAUUCCAAAUUUUCAACUUUUAUUGUUGAGUUAGCAGUGUCACCUUUGUCUUCAGGAUGCCAACAAAUAUAAGAAAUUUGUUUCAUAAUGUAAAGCACUAAAAAAUACAAACCCUUUUAUCUUUGAAUGGCCCCAGGUGUGCAUGCCUGUGGCAGAAGGAAUUCUUUCGAAAACACUCGGAGAAGUUAACUGCUCCUUCAGAUACCCAAUACUAAGUAUGAACUCGAUAUAACAGACCCUGAUAGUACUGGAGAUUUUGGUCUGUUGUAAAACGAGUAUGUAGAGUGCAGAUACUCUUACUACAGGCUUUGAGGUGGAUUAUGACUGGAGUCUGUUCUAACCAGUGAGAAUCACGAAAUGAGAAUGGAUAUUAGAAAAGAACUGGUUUAUUGACACUUCCGAAUUUUAAAAGGUAGUAGUGAUUUUUUAUUGUACUAUACGGAUGAUCAUCAUCGCUGUGUACUUUGGGUCGUACCAGGCUCACUAGGUACAGGGAGCGAUGACAACAUUUAGCAAAAUGGAUGCCACCACUACCGAACCAAGGCCGCUUAAUGUCCGAAAUAACAACUGCUCUCGAAGAGUCCGCUAUAAUGGAAUGGUGAAUUACUUACAAACUUCCUAAUAUACAGUUCGUUAUAUCCAAAUAUAUGUUAUAACAGAGUCUGUAAUAAGCAAAAUUGGCUCAGUGGCAUAGACUGGAAGACCAAUUAAACUUAACAAAUUAUUAAUAUGUUACAGCCAGAUGUUUGCUGUAACUAAAUCUGUUGUAACAAGGUUGAACUUGAUACUAUCUUGACUGAUACAUAGUGUAAAUAUCCCAUUGAAACAUUGUGCAUUCUUUAAAUGGUUAGUGAACAAACUUGGUGCCUUUAUUCAUACGUAUUACACUGAUAAGACCCCAUUCACCUUUUCAGUCAUCAGGUAUGUGGCGUGGAACAACUCAUUGUGCAUAAACAUGUGAUGUUUGACACUGAAUGUUACUAAAUGCUAUUUGUUUCCUUUUUUUCUUUAUAAAUAAACCAAUAAACUGAGGGCA
This is a messenger RNA of Ixodes scapularis (black-legged tick), 6220 nucleotides long. RefSeq names its product probable methyltransferase TARBP1. Bases 1 to 4575 code for a protein of 1524 amino acids. The record is from RefSeq and is a predicted model, not a curated record. NCBI's taxonomy places the organism in Eukaryota, Metazoa, Arthropoda, Arachnida, Ixodida, Ixodidae. Gene Ontology annotation, molecular function: RNA binding; tRNA (guanine) methyltransferase activity. The transcript has 24 exons. Gene Ontology annotation, biological process: tRNA methylation.